AUUUGACGAUGAACCGUGGACUUGUUAGUACGGUCCAAAAAAGUAUACAUUAUUCAACCGUGUGAUUAAUUGCUCCUGUACUGCUUUCAGCAGCGGCGGUGCAGCAUGUGCAGGACAGGAGUGUGCAAUCCGUAGACCGUAAGAUUUGACAAAUCCAAUGCGUUAUCGAUGGACUAAAACAAACCAGCGAGAAAUGCGCAGCGCCUAAUCCCGUGCAGACUAGCAAUAGAUAGUGGUUUUCGCCUCGCAAAUGGCAUCGUAAGGCAUCUGUGCGGCCGUGCUUCAGUUGGUCAUCGGCGAUCAAGGCACACCGCGCGUCGGCGAUGCAGCAGCGCAAGGCCAAGGUGCCCGCGGAGGGCGUCACGGAGCAGGAGGCGUCGCCGGCGGCCGUGCUGCCGAGGUCCGCGACGGCGCGCGACUUGCUGGAGGCAGAGGAGGCGGUGCACCCGUGCUCCGUGACGCCGCGGAAGAAGAGCAAGAAGAGGCCGGGGCCGGGCGCCGGUGAGAGGCGGUGCAGGCCGGUGGUCAACCUGUUGCUCGCCGCCGUCGUCGUGGCCGUGCCGCUGGCGGUCGUCUUUCUUGUCCACGGCGUCGGCGUUCCCGCGGUCUGGUUCGCCGCUGCCAGGGCCCAGCUGCGGCGAGGUUUCAGUCACGCCUCCUUCCCGUACGCGAGGAGCGCGCCGGACAAACUCCUCGGCGGCCUCCUAGCGGCCGGAGUCGACGAGAAAACAUGCCGCAGCAGGCACGAGGCCUCCGCGUACCGUCGGAACACGCCGCGGCGGCCUUCCCCGCACCUCGUCGCCAAGCUGCGACGGCACGAAGAGCUCCAGCGGCGGUGCGGCCCCGGCAGCGACGCGUACGGCCGGGCCAUCCAGCAGCUCAGCGCCGGCAGGAGCGCCGUCGACGCCGAGUGCAAGUACGUCGUCUCCGUCUGCAACCGCGGCCUCGGUAACCGCAUCCUCGCCGCCGCGUCGGCGUUCCUCUACGCGCUGCUCACCGACCGCGUCCUCCUCAUCGACCGGGGCAACGGCAUGGACGAGCUCUUCUGCGAGCCGUUCCCCGGCGCGACGUGGCUUCUGCCCUUGGACUUCCCGGUCACGGGCCUCGCCAACAUCACCGUCGACGCCGCCGAGACCUACGGCAACAUGCUCAAGAACAAGGUGCUCACGACGGACUCCACGGAGCCGACGCAAAUGCCGGCGUUGGCGUACGUCUACCUCGAGCACGACUACGGCGACAGCGACAAGAGGUUCUUCUGCGACGACGACCAGCAGCUGAUGUCCAGCAUCCAGUGGCUGGUGGCGAGGAUGGACACCUACAGCGUGCCGGGGCUGUUCCAGGUCCCGUCGCUCGCGGAGGAGCUCGCUGCGCUCUUCCCGGAGCGCGACGCCGUGUUCCACCACCUCGGCCGGUACCUCUUCCAUCCCGCCGACCACGUCUGGGGCCUCGUCUCGCGGUACUACCGCGCGUACCUCGCGCGGGCGGAGCAGCUGGUCGGCGUCCAGGUGCGCGUCUUCGAAAGCGAGCAGGGCAAGUCGCCGCACGUCCUGCAGCAGAUCACGUCCUGCAUGUGGAAGGAGAAGCUGCUCCCGGAGGUCCUCUCGGCCGGGGAUCCGGCUGUCGCCCCGCCGCCGGGCGCCGGGUCCAAGACCGUCCUGAUCACCUCGCUCACGCCGUGGUUCUACGAGCGCAUCAAGAGCAUGUACUGGGAGCAGCCGACGGCGAGCGGCGAGGACGUGGGCGUGCACCAGCCCAGCCACGAGGAGUACCAGCAGUUCGGCCGCAAGUCGCACGACACCAAGGCGUGGGCGGAGAUGUGCCUGCUCAGCCUCUGCGACGUGCUCGUCACCUCCGGCUGGUCCACGUUCGGGUACGUCGCGCAGGGGCUGGCCGGCGUCACGCCGUGGGUCAUGUACCGCCCGUUCAACUUCAGCGAGACGCCGGACCCGCCCUGCGCCCGGGACGUGUCCAUGGAGCCAUGCUUCCACACGCCGCCCAUGUACCACUGCAAGCUCAAGGAAACAAUGGACACCGCGAGGUCGCUGCCGCAUCUCCAGCGCUGCGAGGACGUGCAAUGGGGCUUGAAGCUCGUUCAAGAUCCCAAGUAGUAGCAGGCAGCAUUUACGCGGUUUCAGAAUCCAAACUCAAUCAAGGUAGUACUCCAUCGAUCUGGUCACUUUUGUAGUAAGACGUUUUAGAUGGAUCAGACAACUCCUAAAACAGUGCAAAAUCAGCUGCCUAAAACGCCUUAUAAGAACGAAAGGAGUAGUAGAAUCUAUAGAAUUUUACAUGGAUUUGGUCUGCGAAAA
Molecule: messenger RNA, 2309 nt
Organism: Hordeum vulgare subsp. vulgare (domesticated barley)
Lineage: Eukaryota; Viridiplantae; Streptophyta; Magnoliopsida; Poales; Poaceae
Product: galactoside 2-alpha-L-fucosyltransferase-like
Exons: 2
Coding region: 324-2108 (594 amino acids)
Biological process (GO): xyloglucan biosynthetic process; cell wall biogenesis
Cellular component (GO): Golgi apparatus; membrane
Molecular function (GO): galactoside 2-alpha-L-fucosyltransferase activity
Source: RefSeq, a predicted model, not a curated record